AUGACGGCAAACGAAGAGAAAUCCAGAUUGUUGAAAAUAUUACAAGACCUCGAAGUCCCCGAGGACAGGCUACCAGAACGUUGUCAGGGACUGUUGAAAGAAUUCUAUCAAAAAUUUGCGCAAGAAUUAGAGGAAAAUGUAGAGGAUGUAGGAGAUGUGUAUUACGAAAAUCCGUACAUUCCAGAUAAGGAGUCCCUUAAAGAAAAUGAACGAAAGCUUCGUGAACUGUUAUCGGAAGAAAAACGAACUAAACAGGAAUGCAUCGAAGAGAACACUGCAGAUGUUAAGAGACCCUGGCGCAUUAACUCAAGCAAAGAAAAGCUGCUGCGUAUCGACGGUGAUUUAAAAAGACAUUUGGAACGAGGUGCAGACUUGAUCGAACCUUUGACUGAUACCGACAUGCAAGAGCUGGUUAAGACCUGUCUAGAGACAAAUGCAAAGUCGGGCCCGAUCAAUGCAGAUCUGCUUCGCGAAACGAUAGAUGACGCUCGGAUGAAUCUACCGAACUUUCAAUACCGGAAAGUGGACAACAAGACUGCUACUGCAAUCCUACUGGGUGCACAUGUGGCAAAGGACAACGUAACUGGAAAAGAUGACGGAAAAAACAGACUUAAUUGA
Molecule: messenger RNA, 618 nt
Organism: Parnassius apollo (apollo)
Lineage: Eukaryota; Metazoa; Arthropoda; Insecta; Lepidoptera; Papilionidae
Source: the annotation of a GenBank genome assembly